AUGGCACACACAAAAAUACGGAGAUGUCAUACGGUCCAGCUCGAAUACGACCAGCUGAAAACACGUUUAAAGAAGGGCGUUACAAAAGACGACAACGUGUUUUCUUUGGAUCUCCAGGUGCCAGACGGCUUGCUGGAGUUGGUGGUGGCUGGCUGGCUGACUGAACGGAACGCUGAAAGUUCUCCUUUAGCAGGUGGCAUUAGAGACAAUCAAAUUUACUUGUCACAGUUCGAAUCCGAUCGCUUAGAACAACUUAAACAAUUGGAGCUGAGGGGGAACUUUUUAACCGACCUGUCCGGCAGUUACCCGGCCAGCCUCGAGGCUCUGUAUCUGGCGGAGAAUCGCAUCAAGGAACUGACACUGUCGUCCGCCGACUUUCGGCGGCUGGCCGUCCUCCACCUGCGCGAGAAUUACGUUCGGAAGCUGGACGGACUCGGACGCGCCGAUCUGCCCAGCUUGAGGUAUCUCAACCUGCGAAAGAACAAGAUCACGAAGUUCAGGCAGUUUCGAAAGCUGGCCCGGCUGCCCAAGCUGGAAACGCUAAUCGUCUUGGGGAAUCCGUUUUACGGCGAGGAAGAGAAACCGGGGGAGGACGACGAAGAGCUAGGCGACGAGGAAGAGAAGGAGGACAUCGCCAGAAUUCCACUGCUGGUCCUGCUUCCGCAACUGAAACGCAUAAACAAGGGUCCGGUGACGGUCGAGGAGCGGGAGGAGGUGGCCGAGGUACGUGAGGAAAAGCUCGAGGAAAUUAUGGGGGAGGAGAGUAGCGACGAUGAGAUGCCAACGACGACGGAGUACACGACGGAGGAGGAGGAUUAAUAAGUUUUCUACGUGUUUUAUGGAAGCUAUAGCAAACUUUUGACGAAGUAAUUACCGUUUGUCCAC
Molecule: messenger RNA, 885 nt
Organism: Photinus pyralis (common eastern firefly)
Lineage: Eukaryota; Metazoa; Arthropoda; Insecta; Coleoptera; Lampyridae
Product: leucine-rich repeat-containing protein 23-like
Exons: 6
Coding region: 1-819 (272 amino acids)
Cellular component (GO): cytoplasm
Molecular function (GO): protein binding
Source: RefSeq, a predicted model, not a curated record